Molecule: messenger RNA, 1321 nt
Organism: Apis mellifera (honey bee)
Lineage: Eukaryota; Metazoa; Arthropoda; Insecta; Hymenoptera; Apidae
Gene: Cox11
Product: cytochrome c oxidase assembly protein COX11, mitochondrial
Exons: 3
Coding region: 208-882 (224 amino acids)
Cellular component (GO): mitochondrial inner membrane
Molecular function (GO): copper ion binding
Source: RefSeq, a predicted model, not a curated record
UGUUUUGAAUGGUUCUUGUUCCUAAGUUUACAUUAGAUACGAUAAAUAAUUAAUGUGACGUUAUAAGAGAUCGACAAAAUAUGUCUUUAGAUUAAUCUUUGUUGUUAAAUUAUUUCCUAUUGAUUAAAUCUUCUUCGCGUAUAUAAUAAAUUUUUAAGAAUUUUUAAAAUUUUUUUAGGUUAAGUGUAGGUUAAAAGAAAAGGUAAUAUGUAUACCAAAGUCUAUCGAAAAAUAUUGAAUUGCUAUGGAAAGCAAAUACACACCGAUGUAUCUAGAAUUUUAUUUAAUCAAUAUUAUGAUGCGACUCACAAAAAAAGGAUACGUUCUUCGCGUUUAUAUUGGAGCGGUUUCGGUAUUUUGGUAAUUGGUUUUACUUAUGCUUCGGUGCCCUUAUAUAGAAUAUUUUGUCAGUCGUAUAAUUAUGGUGGAACGUUAUCUGUCAAUCAUGAUAACACCAAAGUACAAUCUAUGAAACCUAUUAAGGAUAGAGUGAUAAAAAUAAAAUUUAACGCCGAUAUAGGAGCUAUGAUGCAAUGGAAUUUCAAACCGCAACAAAAUUUCAUAAAAGUUAUGCCCGGAGAAACUGCUUUGGCAUUUUAUAGAGCUCAAAAUCCGUUAGAUAUACCGAUCACUGGUAUAUCUACUUAUAAUGUAGUUCCGUACGAAGCUGCGCAAUAUUUUAAUAAAAUUCAAUGUUUUUGUUUUGAGGAACAACGACUUAAUCCUCAUGAAGAGGUCGAUAUGCCAGUGUUUUUUUACAUUGAUCCAGAAUUCGUUAAUGAUCCUAAAAUGGAGGAUGUAGAAGAAAUUGUACUUUCUUAUACGUUCUUUGAAGCGAAAGAAGGGAUGAAAUUACCUAUGCCAAAUUUUAUGAAACAAUGAUAAAGAUUAUGAUAAAAGAUGUGUUAGUAUUUCAAUGAAUAUUUAUUUCAUAUUUAAUAUCUUGUUUAUAAAUGUGAUGUGAAAUAUUAUUUUAUCUUUAUUUAUCUAAAAAGAACUAUAUGCGAUAGGAUAUGAUGAUACGAUAUAAUAAUAAUUUUAUAAGUAAACGUUAAAACUUAAAGAGAAUAUUAAUCGGAUAAGCGCGUCUAAGACUUGAAACCUUUUCUUGAUCGAUGUGUAUCGCGUCAAUUUUCAACGCAAGAUCGUGUUCCAACGUUGUUUGUGCUUUUAAUAAGUUUUGAUGUUGAUUCUCUAGUUCUUUCAAUUUACUGUACAUUCUUUCCAUUUGAUGAUUUAUUUCGUCGAUUUCUUUUUGGAGACUGUUAACACGAUUACGUACAUUAACAUUACGUUAAAAUUAAAUCUAAUUAUUGGAAAA